Messenger RNA from Gopherus evgoodei (Goodes thornscrub tortoise), 2438 nucleotides. RefSeq names its product mitochondrial fission process 1 (gene MTFP1). NCBI's taxonomy places the organism in Eukaryota, Metazoa, Chordata, Testudines, Testudinidae. The record is from RefSeq and is a predicted model, not a curated record. Bases 1443 to 1958 code for a protein of 171 amino acids. Gene Ontology annotation, biological process: mitochondrial fission. Gene Ontology annotation, cellular component: mitochondrion. The transcript is spliced from 3 exons.
CCCAUCUCGCUGGUCUGGGCAAGCUACGGGGUGGCGACCACAUAUGUGAUGGCUGAUGCGAUUGAUAAGGGAAAGAAGGCAGCUGUUAUCCUGUCUACUGAGCCAGUCCUGCUCAUGCAUCAAAAGUCUGCUUCUGCCUCUAAACCCAGGGGCAGUUCCCACCUUUGCACAGACAAAGUCACUCUUGCACACCUCGGCUGUGCAGCUCUCUGUGCUGAGGCCCUGUCUUCCUCUCCUACUCCACCAGCAACAGGCGUCAGACUCCACAGAUUGACGUUCCUGGGCGUCUUUUGAUUCAUAGUGUCAGCUCAGGACUUGUAGUGUCCUGCAUCUCUAUUCUGUGAAAUGCACCUGCCUUUUCCUUUCAGUCCUUUCUCACUCACUUCCCUGUCUCCAGGAGAGAUGGAGGUUAGGACCAUAAGAAUUCCCCUUCAGGAAGAGACUUGUGGUCCAGCUAGUGCAGUAUCCCAUGUUCCUGACACUCUGGAAGAGACCCCAGGGCUAUCCAGUCCAGAGCCCUGUGUCUGACAUUGGCCAGUGCCAGAUGUGUCAUAACUGUGCAAUAUGCUGGGCUGGGGGAUCAUUCCUGAGCCCACCCUCUGCAAAAGCAUUUGGGUUUAGGGCAUGCCAGAAGCUGGCAACAGAUCCAGGAGCCAGAGAAGCCAGCUACAGCACCUCCAGGAGUGUUGAAGAGGAUGCUCUGAGCCCUGCUACCAUGCUGGAGACAGAGGGUCAGAGCAUGCUAGCACUGACCCGCCAUCCAAUGUUAGCCAGAGAGCAGGGAGCCAUGUGCCAUGGGAGGCCUGUCUCCCAGUGAAACAGCAGGUGGGAUCCCUGUCAAUGACUUGGCAGCUUCCUUGCUCUGCAUGGGCUGUGCUGCCCGGCAGUGCCAAGCUGAGCUUUGUGGCAUGUUCCUGAGUGUUGGUACCUGUCUGGGGAAAGCUGCUGCCAGACUGUGAUCUACACCCUGCACACACCAGGGCAGCACCUGCCCUGCUCAGGUGAGCUAAUGCACCCACCCAGACAUGUACAAACAUACACAGACCUAACAUCCCAGACCAGCACGUGUGCACAUAUGCACAGAUCUGUACACCCUGACCUGCACACAAAUGCAGAUGCAUGCACACACCCACAAACCCACACAGAGAUCUGUACACCCCCCUACCUGCACCUACAUCUGUACACAUGCAUGCACACCCCUACCUGCACACACCCUACACACACACACACGCACACACACAGAUCUGUACAUCUCCCAGCCUGCACACAUCCCUGUACACAUGUACUCAGAGACACACACAGAGUUGUACACCCCCGUACAUGCACACACCCCUGUCCAUGUGUGCUUACACGCACACACACACACACACACACCCCUGUACACCCCUGCCUGCACACACCCCUGUACACAUGUGCACAUGUGCCCACAGAGCCCAUAACAAAUGUGUUUUCUCUGCUUGCCUUCUGCUGUGGUCCAUUCCUCUCUGCACCAUUUCCCCAAACCCAUACUGGACCCUGUGUGUAACCCCCCUCCCCCACAUCAGUGGUACAUUCCUCUCGGUGCGCUCCCACACCCACUCCCUGCUGUUCUGCCCUGCUCCUCCGGUACAGUGUCCUGCUCUCCAUGCUCUCUGUGCUGCACCCAUCAGGCACGUGAACACGACGUGGGGAAGCCGACGCAGGUGGCCGUGGCUGUGGUGGAUACAUUUGUGUGGCAGGCGCUGGCCUCUGUGGCUAUCCCCGGCUUCACCAUUAACCGCAUCUGUGCUGCCUCCCUCUACUUCCUGGGCACCAUGACACACUGGCCCCUCCCCAUCCGGAAGUGGAUGACCACAGCCAUUGGCCUCUCAGCCAUUCCUGUCAUCAUCAAGCCUAUUGACAGGUCAGUGGAUUUCCUGAUGGAUUCCAGCCUCCGCAAACUCUAUGGUGCUGAAGAGAAACGUCGUCCUUCUUCGUGAGGCAGCCCCUUUACACGGCUAAAGCGGGGGGGGGGGAGGGGGGGAGGGGUGUUUGUGCAGGAGAAGGACUCUUCUCUCACCCACCCAGCUCAGCACCUCACAACUGACUACACUGUAUUUAGAGCAAUUUUCUGCUGUUAACCCAACUUACUGUGACAUGGGGGCAGGAGAGCAAGUGGGCUGGGCAGCCCUGCCCCAGCACAGGCUCACCCCUGCUUCAGAGCCAUUAGCACUAGCCCUGAAUUGCCAAGAGCUGGUUGCCCAACCCAAAUGCUGGAGGCCCAGCUGUUCUGGCAGCAUGAGAUUUCAGGGUUGUUCUUGGUCCUUUGUGGCCAGGGGGGGAGAAGAGAGGAAAAGUGCAAUUGCUGUCAAAACCCAGUGGUGCUAGGGGAUAUUAAUACAGGCUGGGGUUGGCAUAUUCUGUAGCUUAAGAUCCAGGAGAUCUGUAUUUAUGGUGGAAAAAAAACCCACACAAAAACA